Molecule: messenger RNA, 647 nt
Organism: Mus pahari (shrew mouse)
Lineage: Eukaryota; Metazoa; Chordata; Mammalia; Rodentia; Muridae
Gene: Fam209b
Product: family with sequence similarity 209 member B
Exons: 2
Coding region: 46-549 (167 amino acids)
Source: RefSeq, a predicted model, not a curated record
AGGCAGCCCCACCAUGUGUAGUUCCCCGGGCCAGCUCUGCUCACCAUGCGGACGCUGAGAUGGUUCCUGUUCUUGCCUCUGUGCGCCUCUUGUGCCUGUGCCUUCAUGUUUUCUUCGCUGAGGGAGAAAACCAAAGAAAGCCCAGGGAAGGUGCCUUGUGGAGGACACUUCCGGAUUAGACAGAAUCUUCCAGAGAAUGCCCAAGGCUGGCUUGGGAACAAAUGGCUCUGGCUUUUUGUUGCCAUUAUGAUAUAUGUGAUGCUGAAGUUUCGAGGAGAUGGUGAGAAUAAGGAGCAGCAUCCUCCCGGCCUCCGAAGCUGCCAGUUACGCUCUCCACCAAAGAAAGCUCAAAAUAUUUCCCUCAGCAAAGACUUCACUUUCAAUACUUUAACCCAGCUCGAGAUGGAACUGGUGAAAUUUGUGUCCAAGGUGCGGAACCUUAAGGUCUCCAUGGCAACUAACUCCAGGCUGCAGAUCCCAGAUAUACCCACAGACCCGUACAAUAAUGUCACAAUAUAUGAGAUAUGGGGGGAGGAGGAGUCUGAGUGAAGGGGUUUAUAGUAAAGUAUAAGAGAAGACAAGUCUAGUAUUGACAGACAGUAUUCAAACUAAUAAAAACUAUUCUGAAGAAAGAGUCGCCCAUGUGA